This is a messenger RNA of Hydra vulgaris (swiftwater hydra), 1394 nucleotides long. Its product is annotated as rhamnose-binding lectin. Lineage: Eukaryota; Metazoa; Cnidaria; Hydrozoa; Anthoathecata; Hydridae. Gene Ontology annotation, molecular function: carbohydrate binding. The record is from RefSeq and is a predicted model, not a curated record.
CAAUACAAGAUGAUUAAAUGUUAAAUGCCAUUGAAAAAAAAAACUAUAAAUAAGAAAUUAAACUUCAGUUUAUUCAUUUCAGUCAUUAACUGUUAAACAUGGCUAAAGUCUGUGCUUUUUUUGCAUUUGUCUUUUUUGUCGGAGUUGCUCAUGCCCAAGUCUUACGCACUUCGCGAGCAUGUGAAGGGUAUGGGCUGAAAAUUGAUUGCACCGGUCAGGGAGUAAUUGAAGUAGUCAGUGCAAAUUAUGGUAGAACGUUGUCUAAUGUUUGUCCUGGAGCACAAUCUUCAAACGUAAAAUGUAAUAAUCAAGCAAAAUCAUUAGAAGUUGCUCGUAAGAGUUGCUCAGGCAGAUCCUCGUGUCUUAUUCAAGCAACCAAUGCAGUUUUUGGCGAUCCAUGUGUUGGAACAUACAAGUAUCUUGAAGUACAAUAUCGAUGUAAAGUACCAGUGCAUGUUGCACGAGCUUGCGAAGGUUUUAAUCUAAAAAUUGUUUGCGAUAGUCAUGAAGUAAUUGAAGUGCUUAAUGCAAACUAUGGCAGAACAUUAUCUAAUAUUUGUCCUGGAGCACAAUCUUCAAACAUAAAAUGCAAGAAUCAAGCAAAAUCAUUAGUAGUUGUUCGUAACAGUUGCUCAGGUAAAUCUUCGUGUGUCAUCCAAGCAUCCAAUGCUGUUUUUGGCGAUCCAUGUGUCGGAACAUACAAAUAUCUUGAAGUACAAUAUCAAUGUAAAUCACCUGUGCGUGUUGCGCGAGCAUGUGAAGGUUCUGGUUUAAAAAUAUCUUGCAACGGUCAUGGCGUAAUUAAUGUGCUCAAUGCAAACUAUGGUAGAACAUUGUCUAAUAUUUGUCCUGGAGCACAAUCUUCAAACACCAAAUGUAAUAAUCAAGUAAAAUCGUUAGCAGUUGUUCGCAACAGUUGCUCAGGUAGAUCUUCGUGUGGCAUCCAAGCAACCAAUGCAGUUUUUGGCGAUCCUUGUGUCGGAACAUACAAAUAUCUUGAAGUGCAAUAUCAAUGUAUACCACAAGUGAAUGUUGUACGAGCUUGCGAAGGAAGCAAUCUAAAGAUUAAUUGCAACGGCAAUGGAAACAUUAAAGUGUUGCAAGCGAACUAUGGUCGAAAGUUAUCUAAUGUUUGCCCUGGAGCACAAUCAACAAACAUUAAUUGCAAUAAUCAAGGAAAAUCACUUGCAGUAACUCAAUUACAAUGUUUUGGCAAACCUUCUUGUACUGUCGCGGCAACUAAUGCAGUUUUUGGCGAUCCCUGUGUUGGAACAUACAAAUACCUUGAAGUAAUGUAUAGUUGUUUUUAAAAGAAUAAACAAAUUUUUUGCUUGUUUUAAUGGAGAUGGUUACUCAGAAACUUUUGAUGAAAUAUAUGUUAUAGUAUUAAAGUA